Caenorhabditis elegans is the source of this 2392-nucleotide messenger RNA. RefSeq names its product DNA topoisomerase 3 (gene top-3A). The record is from RefSeq and is marked reviewed. Gene Ontology annotation, cellular component: nucleus. NCBI's taxonomy places the organism in Eukaryota, Metazoa, Nematoda, Chromadorea, Rhabditida, Rhabditidae. The transcript has 9 exons. Gene Ontology annotation, biological process: DNA metabolic process; DNA topological change. Gene Ontology annotation, molecular function: DNA topoisomerase type I (single strand cut, ATP-independent) activity; DNA topoisomerase activity; zinc ion binding. Bases 13 to 2292 code for a protein of 759 amino acids.
CUCAAAUUCCCAAUGAAAAGAGCCUUAUUUGUGGCCGAGAAGAAUGACGUGGCAAAGGGAGUCGCUGCGAUUUUAUCAAAUGGAACAGCGAAUCGACGAGAGGGGCGGAGCAAGUUUAACAAGAUUUACACGUUGAAUACCGAGCUUUUUGGACAGCAAACCGCAAUUUCGGUGACAAGUGUUUCGGGACAUAUGAUGAAUUUCCAAUUUCACGAGAAUAUGUCGAAUUGGCAAACGGCGUCGAUGGUCGAGUUGUUUCGAGCUCCGGUUCGGCAUGUUGUCACACCAGAGAUGAAGCUCAUCGAGCAGACAUUAAGAGAACAAGCCCAACGACACGAUAUCCUGGUAGUCUGGACAGAUUGCGAUCGAGAAGGUGAAGCAAUUGGCGCUGAAAUUGUUAAAGUUUGCAGAGAUAGCAACCGGCGGCUGGAUAUUUUCAGAGCGAGAUUCUCCGAAAUCACAAAAGCAGCCAUCACACGAGCAGCUCGGAAUCUCAUCCGACUCGACGAGAAGACCGUUGCCGCAGUUGAUUGUCGAAGUGAAUUGGAUCUUCGAAUUGGAUCCGCUUUUACAAGACUACAGACGUUGCAUUUAAGGAAUCGAUUCAGAGAUUUACUGGGGCAAAAUGACACAUCCCAAGUGAUCAGCUAUGGCUCCUGUCAAUUCCCAACACUCGGCUUUGUCACAGAUCGUUAUAAAAUGAUUGAGAACUUUGUGUCCGAACCAUUCUGGAAGCUGAUCGUGGAGCACACCCGGGAGAGCCAUAAAGUCGAAUUUCUAUGGGAUCGGAAUCGACUUUUCGAUCGAGACACUGUAGAUAUUCUUCAUGAUGAGUGUAAAGAAACCAAGGAAGCUCAUGUUGAAAAAGUGGCGAAGAAGCCGAAGAGCAAGUGGAGACCGCAGGCUUUGGAUACGGUUGAACUGGAAAAGCUGGGAAUCUCGAAGCUUAGAAUGUCGGCUAAGCAGACAAUGCAAGUGGCUGAGAAGUUGUAUAGCAAGGGAUUUAUUUCGUAUCCGAGGACUGAGACGAACAAGUUUCCGGCUGGAUUAAACUUGACACCGUUGGUGCAGCAGCAGACACAAUCGAAUAUUUGGGGAGAUUUUGCUAAUGAGGUUCUACAAAACGGUGUAAAUCCGAGAAACGGACGAAAAAGCGACGAAGCCCAUCCACCGAUUCAUCCACUCAAAUUCACUGAAAAACACCAGUUACAAGGAGACGAUUGGAAAGUCUAUGAGCUCGUUGUUCGUCAUUUUUUGGCGUGUGUCUCCCAGGAUGCUCAAGGCGAAGAAACAAUGGUUAAUUUAACAGUUGGAACCGAGAAAUUCCAUGCUUCAGGCCUUCGAAUUAGAGAUAUGGGAUAUUUGAAAGUGUAUGUCUAUGAGAAAUGGGGUAAUCGACUUUUGCCAACUUACACGGAAGGAGAACGAUUCACUGAUUUUGAGCUGAAAAUUGGAGAUGGAAAAACACAGGCGCCGGAUUUUUUGACUGAAGCGGAUUUAAUCUCACUAAUGGACAAAUACGGAAUUGGAACCGACGCAACACACGCCGAACACAUUGAGAAAAUCAAGACACGAGAAUAUAUUGGAGUACGUCCAGAUGGAAAAUUAAUUCCAUCAUUCCUCGGUCUGGCACUUGUCGACGGUUAUGAUGAUAUGGGCUUUGCAAUGAGUAAGCCCGAUUUACGAGCCAAUUUGGAAAUCGGCCUGAAAGAAAUUUGCGACGGUCGACGACAGAAACAAGAAGUUUUGGAUGAGCAAAUCGGCAAAUAUCGAGCCAUUUUUGUAGAGUCUGAACGCAAAAUUGGCGUGCUCUCGCAAAGUUUGCAACGAUAUUUGGACAAGAAUAAUCAGGCUGGCGGAGGGCCUGGAGGGCCUGGAGGCGGUGGAGGCCCACCAAGAGGACCUGGAGGUGGUGGUGGGGGAGGCCCUACAGGCCCGCCGGCUCCUCCAAAGCCGCCUGCAAAACCACGUGGCAGGCCACCCAGAAAAUCGAUAAGCCCAGCAGUGAAGAAUGGGCAUGAUGAUCCGGAAAAUGAUACGAUAGUAACACUGAGCGAGGUGUUCGGCAGUAUGUCCAACCCGAAACCAGCCAGAAAACCACGUGCUCCACGAAAAAGUGCUGCUCCAAAAGAACAGGAAGAGGAAGAGGAAGUGUUCUGCCAGUGCCCGGAGCCGAUGAGAGCCGUCACGAAAGUGGUGCAGAAGGAGGGUCCGAAUAAGGGAAAAAAGUUCUAUACAUGCUCGUUACCGUAUACAUCGUCUGAAAAAUGUAAUUUCUUUAAAUGGGCUUGAUUUUGUUGUUGAAUUUUCACUUUUUUUUUCACUUUUUGAAUGCUAUUGUACCGGUAUUUUUUUUGUCUUUUUUUUGGGAAUUAAUAUUUAUAAAUCUGAU